GGGGAGUGGGAGAGUACAUGUUGAAGGGGAUGUCCCAAAAUGGUGUCGCAGAACUGUACACGUUCUUUCCGUGGAUGAUAUUUCCCUUUUGAUUGCACUUCAUUUUCUUCUUCUUCUUCUUUUUUUGCUUUACUAUGACCUCAUAGUCCAACCCUUGAAAAAUAUCCAAACCAUACGAUGCUUCUUCAUUACUGUGGCGACUGUCAUUACUGUCACUGUGCCCUGCUGCCACGCACAAAGAGAAACAUGGAACAGACCGGCAUCACCGAAUAUGCACUGAUGCGCGACACCAAAACUGAGAACAUCAGCUUAAACAUACUGGGAAUGGUUAAAAAAGGUGGGAGCGUGAUUGUGUCAGAAGUCUCAGACUGCAAGAUAAUCUGUACUCUGGGAGAAUGUGUCCUCGAUGGACCACAUCAUGAGCUCAGAGGCAUAGGAGCUUUUAAAAAAGACAAAGAAUCCCAAGUGCUGAUCCAGAGUUUACAGAAUACACCCAUUAGCCCUGAAAACAUCAAACCGAGAAGAAGAGGAGCUUGCAUGCCUAAACCUACCUCAGACAUCACUAUCUACUACUACCAAACAAACAUGAUGGAAGAUCUGGGAAAAGGCAUUCCUGUUGUUUUGAACAUCAGUAACACAAACCAGUUUCUGAAAUGCACAUUCAUCUCGGAGAAGGCGGUUCUGAGUCUUGAGUGCUUGGAAAAGGAAAGACUGGAUUUUAUCACUACGGACAAUUCGGACACGUGGCCUUUUGUUUUCUACCUCUCUGGCAUGAAGGACAACUGCCGUUGCUUCGAAUCGGCCCAGUGCAGAGGCUGGUUCAUCCGCACAGAGUUUGACUCCGUGUGCAUGGCUGAGCAUAAAGAUAAAGAUAAAGAGCCUGAGAAAUACGCCUUCAUCAUCAUGCGCUCAUCAAAUGCAACAAAGUCAAAGUAAAAAAAUUUUUUUAAAUGCUUGACUACAAAACUUACUUUAUGAGUUUAACACUUUGUGAUUAAGCUACUGAAAAAUGUUAUAUAUUUAUGUACAUAUGAAUAUAUAUGUUAAUUAUGCUAAUAAAAGGCAUCGCUGCUAUUAUAAUAUCACUAUAAUCAUUAUUUUAGUUAUUUUAGUCAAAAUAUCAUUGUAUUCACUUUCUGUUCAGAGGUGUAUAGAUGUUGUUGUGUAACCUUUAACUGCCAUUGCAGUAGUAAGUAAUAUGCAUCAUAUCACAAUUUAUUGAUUUUUUUUUUCAUUGUUUAUUAUGUAAGUGAAUUUUUUUUGCUGUCAACAGCGCAGUUAUAUUGUCUUUUUUUAAAAUGAUUUUUCCCACACCUUUCACCAAUCUUAGAUUAUAGAUUAUAGACAAUAAAGCAUAGAUUAAAUCAGAAGAAUUAAAGAAAAAAAUAUAUACUGUGAGUCAUUCUGUGACAUGGAUUUGGUGGACUUGGACUCGUAGGAAAUUGUCAUCACAAAUCAAUAUCGCAGCUUUUCUGACAGAUCUCUUUUAUUCUUUGAUGAAAUAUUCCUAUUCCCAUGGGAGUGGUCUAUUCCAGGAUGGCCACGCCCCCUACAAUUUGAUUUUGAUGCAGUUUCAUUUUUUUGUUGUUGUUUUGAUGUUUUUUAAAAUAUAUGUUUAAAAAGAAAAAAACAUUUGUUUUAUAUUUUAUUUUCUUUAAAUACCUCCAAUAGCUUGAAAUAUUUACAUAUCAGCAAAUUAUUAGCAUUUUUUUGUCUUUUCUCUCAUCUAUAUAUAAUACACAAAAUUGCAGUAUCUCAUAUACAGCAAUGCAUUGCGAACACGCUUACAUUUCAAUAAAACGUUUGAGUAUAUUAGCAAA
Molecule: messenger RNA, 1820 nt
Organism: Hemibagrus wyckioides
Lineage: Eukaryota; Metazoa; Chordata; Actinopteri; Siluriformes; Bagridae
Exons: 5
Coding region: 178-936 (252 amino acids)
Biological process (GO): inflammatory response; immune response; positive regulation of gene expression
Molecular function (GO): cytokine activity
Source: RefSeq, a predicted model, not a curated record